AUGUCUGCCAACGAUAUAUUGGACGUGUUAAACAUUCAGCGAGAUGAGCUGAAGCAACCUGCAAAAAAGAAACAGAAAACAGCUGUUGAAAUCCAGAGACAGUCUGGUAUGGCCAGAGAGCUCUACAACUUGAUUGGUCCCAAUACUCCUCCUGUAAACUUACCGUUUGUUGGAGCCAACAGCAGCAAGGCUCUGAUGAAAAUGAAAGUUUCCCCGUGGACGAAAAGGGCCUUUAAGCCGAAUAAACUCAACAAAGACUCGGAUGAAGUCACCCUACAUCAUUGGGUCAAGGGAUCGAAGGAGCUUUUGGAACAGGAAGAAGCAGACAAACCAUACUUCUUUGAGAAGUUCAAUGUGAAAAUCGACUUUCCUGAAUUGGUUAAUGAAGAAACUUACGACAAGUAUAUGGUAGAAAUUAAGGAAAGAGAAAAGAGGUUGAGAGAAGAGAAAAAGAGAAGAGAAAAGGAAAAGAAGGAACAAGAAGCAAUUGAGAAAUCUAAGCGAGAACAAGAGGCGAAGGAAAAAGAAAAGAAAGAGAAAGAAGCCAAAGAAGCUAAGGAACUGAAGGAAAAAGAAUCUGUUUCUGCCUCUGGAGAACUGCAAGAAAUAGAAGAGUCCGCUAUAAAGUUGGAAUCUGAAACUUCUAAUAAGGAACUGGAAUCCAAGGAGAGCAAGACUGAUGAUAAUAUAUCCAAAGAUAAAGAGGGAGAUUCGAGUAAAGAAUCCAAUCAGGUAGCGACGGAAGCAAAGGAAAGAGAAGCAAACGAAGAAGAACCUGAAGAAGAACCUGAAGAUUGGACCUACGAAGAAACUCAAUACUUGUUUGAACUAACGAGAGACUUUGAGUUGAAGUGGCCCUUAAUUUAUGACAGAUACAACUAUCCCACAAAACGUGAUGUGGAAGACUUGAAGGAACAGUUUUACAGGAUUUGUAUUAAGACGUUGGAAGAUCAGCCAAAUUCCAAUCCUUCUCUUAUAGAAUCAUUGAGCGCAUAUUCCAAGCCGAGAGAACUCGAGAGAAAGCAAUAUUUAGAAAACUUACUUAAGAGAACUCCAGCAGAAAUAGCCGAAGAGGAAUCACUUGUUAUAGAGGCUCGUCGUUUCGAAUUGGCUGCAAAGAAGAUGUUGAUAGAAAGAUCUCAUUUGUUGACAUUGUUGGAUUCACCUCAAACUACGCAGUCAGUACAACAAUAUCAAUCUUCACAAGGUCUCACUAACUUGUACAAUAACUUAAUGAUAAUAGACAAAAAUCAAAAGAAGCGGCAAUUACAACAACAGCAGAAGGCAAUCGCUUCGGGAAACCAGGACCCCGUGCCUCCUCCUAUUCCAAUUGCUGCAUCGUCGUCUUUCAAGAAAGACAGAUCUUUCCAAACCCACUUACAGCAAUAUUUGGCAGGUCUACUCAAGCAAAGCCAGAAUGUCAAUCCAGCUAUCAAACAAGAGUCCAAUGCCAUACAGCAAUUGUUGGCAAAGAGACUUACACAGAAGGAAGAAGAAGCUUACGGUUUACAUUUCCAUGGUUCCGAAAAACUCAAUCCUGGUGUAAUCUUGAGAUCUACGCAAAAGUUGCCCGGGUUGCAACAGAAGCAAUCUGUACUUAAAUCAGUAAACUCUGUUCUUCAGGAAUUAGAUAUUCCAACGGCAGGUGGAACUAGCUGGAAGCCUGUAAUGCCAACAAGAAAGACUAUGACCAAGUAUGAUGAACUCAUAAGAUCUGUUGUUGCUCUCUUGGAUCUUAAGAAGGGUAAGGAUAAACUUGAAGCCGAAAUUAGAUUGAUCAAGAGUCAAAGAGGUUUACAAUGA
This is a messenger RNA of Scheffersomyces stipitis CBS 6054, 1803 nucleotides long. RefSeq names its product Swc4p (gene SWC4). Gene Ontology annotation, biological process: negative regulation of transcription by RNA polymerase II; chromatin remodeling; DNA repair. Gene Ontology annotation, cellular component: NuA4 histone acetyltransferase complex; Swr1 complex. The transcript has a single exon. The coding region runs from base 1 to 1803 and encodes 600 amino acids. Lineage: Eukaryota; Fungi; Ascomycota; Pichiomycetes; Serinales; Debaryomycetaceae. The record is from RefSeq and is a predicted model, not a curated record. Gene Ontology annotation, molecular function: transcription corepressor activity.